GCAGCCUGCAAAGUGUGGACAGGUGAAAAAUAAGAGACUUUGGGAGACGCCCGGCACAAGUCUGAACCCCCAGGAAAGGUCACUUCGCAGAUCAGAGCGGGACCUCACGGCCUCGGGAACCGCGUCCUCCGAAGGACGCCCGCCCCUCAAACCUGACCGUUCAUUGGUGGGUGGUGUCGUCACUCAGUGACGUUGGCGGGUGAGGAACGAGAGGUGGAGCCAUAGAGACUUGGCCUCCGGCCUUUCUAGCUCUGGGUUAAGGGGGGGUGAUUGGGAAGGGCCUGGAGGACUGAGGCAGCCGUUCCCGGGAGCCUGCCGGAGGAGGUAGGGGUGGCGGGCCGUCCUAGGCUGUGACUUGGUGGACUCAGCGUACUUGUUUUCCUCCGGAUCCCACACCCUCGGCAUCCUGCUCCUCCCAUCGGCGCCCAGUUUUCCCGACAGCUUCCAGUUCUUCACCUUGAUCUCCUCAAUCCUUGACUUCGUCCGUCCCACCUCCCCUGAACAUACUGCACCCCUCAACUUGGGAGCUCAACCUCCACCCUCUGCCCCUCCACACUUUCAUGCUUCUCUUCUUCCUUUCUCUUCCGUCCCUUCCAUCCUGCUUCUCUCCGUCUUUCCUCCCUCAACCCGGAUCGCCUACACGGUUCGUCGUUGUGGUACCUGCGCCACCCUGGCACCAAAACAAAGGUCCCCCCCAUCCCCACCCCACCCCGACAAACACAGCCCACCGACACACACCACGCACAAAAGCCACGAGUCGAGGAAGCUCAGGGCGGUUUAGGGCCCCUGUGGCCAAGUACCGGAAGCAAAGGUUCCCUUGUUGACUAACUGAGGCAAAAUUUAAAUAUGGCCUUCUACACUUAUAACACAAUCUUAACUAUUGCCCGAACAAGAUUCCAUAGCCAUUUUGUCCACCCUACCUGUGCUUCUUACUCCCCAUCACUCGCAUUUCUUCACUUGCCAGAUUUCCAUUUAAAUAAAACACAUGUGAAAAACUAUGGCAGCAAGAAGUUCACCUACCCUAGCCAGCCAGGCAGUAAAGCACUUCACGCACGAACUAGAAUAAUACAAAAGCUACACACAUCAGCAUGUUGGUUACAAGACCUCCCUGGUAAACCUCAAUUGGAGCAAACCACAAAAAAGUCACAGGUAACAAGCCCUAAGCCCAGAGGAGAAACUGGCUUGAAGAUUAAGGAAGAAAAGCGAUCUUUAAGACAAAGAAUUGUGGAUGAACUUAAAUAUUAUUACAAUGGAUUCUAUUUGCUUUGGAUUGAUACCAAAGUUGCUGCCAGAAUGGUUUGGAGGCUGUUGCAUGGACAGGUGCUGACCAGACGAGAGAGACGAAGGCUGUUGAGAACUUGUGUUGAUUUCUUCCGCCUGGUUCCAUUUAUGGUGUUCAUAAUUGUACCCUUCAUGGAAUUCUUAUUACCAGUGUUUCUGAAACUAUUCCCAGAGAUGUUGCCAUCAACGUUUGAAAGUGAAUCCAAAAAGGAAGAAAAACAGAGAAAGAAAAUGGCUGCAAAGUUGGAACUAGCAAAAUUUCUUCAAGAAACAAUUACAGAAAUGGCAAGGAGGAACAGGGCCAGCUUGGGAGAUGCAUCUACCCAGUUUUCAUUCUAUGUCAGACAGGUCCAAACAGGCCACAAGCCCAGCACAAAAGAGAUAGCUCGCUUUUCCAAACUAUUUGAGGAUAAACUCACCCUGGAGCACCUAAACCGACCUCAGCUGGUUGCCCUUUGCAAGCUGCUAGAACUGCAAUAUUUUGGAACCAACAAUUUACUCCGCUUUCAACUCAUGAUGAAUCUGAAGUCUGUAAAAGCAGAUGAUGAAGCCAUUGCCAAAGAAGGGGUGAGUGCUCUGAGUGUAUCAGAACUACAGUCUGCCUGCAGGGCCCGAGGGAUGAGAUCCCUGGGUCUCACUGAGGAACAGCUGAGACAACAGCUCACAGAGUGGCUGGAUCUUCACCUAAAGGAGAAUGUCCCUCCUUCUCUUUUGCUCUUGUCAAGAACUUUCUACCUGAUAGAUGUGAAGCCAAAGCCAAUUGAGAUACCACUGAGUGGGGAGACUCCAAAGACACAUGUUCCUGUGGAAUCACCUACUUCUGAAUCUAAAGAGAAUGUGGUAGAUGCAGCGCCUCAACCAAAGGGAACUAAGGAUGAAGAAUUUAUACAGCUGCCCCCAGUUACAUCAUCACCCACAACACCAUCAGUUCCUAUUUUACCACCUAAAGAAACCAUCACUUCUGCUAAGGAAACUACACUCCAGUCCAAAUCACAAAAGACAACCCAAAAUAGCAAAGCUAAUUCAAAAGGAGCCUAAGGACUACUGGAGGACAAAGCUCACCCAUUCCAGCCUCUUGCCCUCAGCAGUGGCAUCCAGAAAGGACCUCCAACUUAAACUGUGUCUGGUUUGAGACUGAG
Messenger RNA from Erinaceus europaeus (western European hedgehog), 2420 nucleotides. It is a transcript of the gene LETM2, whose product is annotated as leucine zipper and EF-hand containing transmembrane protein 2. The record is from RefSeq and is a predicted model, not a curated record. Gene Ontology annotation, biological process: intracellular monoatomic cation homeostasis. NCBI's taxonomy places the organism in Eukaryota, Metazoa, Chordata, Mammalia, Eulipotyphla, Erinaceidae. The transcript has 11 exons. Gene Ontology annotation, cellular component: mitochondrial inner membrane. Gene Ontology annotation, molecular function: ribosome binding. The coding region runs from base 847 to 2319 and encodes 490 amino acids.